Molecule: messenger RNA, 3994 nt
Organism: Mobula hypostoma (lesser devil ray)
Lineage: Eukaryota; Metazoa; Chordata; Chondrichthyes; Myliobatiformes; Myliobatidae
Gene: usp25
Product: ubiquitin specific peptidase 25
Exons: 26
Coding region: 62-3427 (1121 amino acids)
Biological process (GO): protein deubiquitination; regulation of proteasomal protein catabolic process; proteasome-mediated ubiquitin-dependent protein catabolic process
Molecular function (GO): proteasome binding; protein binding; cysteine-type deubiquitinase activity
Source: RefSeq, a predicted model, not a curated record
CCGCCCCACUCCAGCCCCUCCCUCCGUCCCUCCCCCUCCCUCCGCUCAUCUCGCUUCGGCCAUGACGGUGGAACAAAAUGUUCUGCAGCAACACUCGCAGAAGCAUCAACAGACACUACUAAACCAGCUGAGAGAAGUCACGGGUACCAAUGACAUCCAAUUAUUGCAGCAAGCUCUUCAGGCCAGCAAUGGAGACCUUGCUGAAGCUGUGGCAUUUCUGACUGAGAAGAAUGCCAAAGCGCCACAACAGGAGGAAGCCUACUACCACACGGGACAGACAGGCAAUGAUCGCUACAUCAGUGUGGGAAGCCAGGCUGACACGAAUGUCAUUGACCUCACCGGAGAUGACAAGGAUGACCUGCAGAGGGCAAUUGCUCUAAGUUUGGAGGAAUCUAAUCGUGCAUUCAGGGAGACUGGUAUAACAGAUGAAGAACAAGCCAUCAGCAGAGUGCUCGAAGCCAGUAUCGCAGAAAACAAGGCCAGCUUGAAAAGAACGCAAGGAGAGGUGUGGAGUGACUCGCUUAACCCAUAUGAUCGGAAGAGACAGGAAAACUGCCCUGUGGGACUGAAGAACGUAGGAAACACUUGCUGGUUCAGUGCAGUCAUUCAGUCAUUGUUUAACCUGCUGAAGUUUCGAAGACUCGUCCUCAACUAUGUACCACCAAUUGAUCCACAGGAUGUGCCUCAUAAUCAAAAGGAGCGUCGGAAUCUACCAUUUAUGCGUGAAUUAAGAUAUCUAUUUGCGCUAAUGGUUAGCUCCAAGAGAAAGUAUGUGGAUCCUUCAAGAGCUGUGGAAAUUCUGAAGGAUACGUUCAAAUCCAAUGACUUGCAACAGCAAGAUGUGAGUGAGUUUACACACAAGCUUUUGGACUGGUUAGAAGAUGCAUUUCAGGUGAAGGCAGAAGAAGAGAGAGAUGGUGAAAAGCCAAAGAACCCAAUGGUGGAACUCUUCUAUGGGCGAUUUCUGGCUGUUGGGAUGCAUGAAGGGAAGAAGUUUGAGAACUCUGAGAUGUUUGGCCAGUACCCUCUGCAGGUGAAUGGAUUUAAAGAUCUCCAUGAAUGCCUGGAGGCUGCGAUGGUUGAAGGGGAGAUCGAGUCAGUACAGGUGGAAAAUUCUGUGACAUCCGCUAAGUCUGGACAAGAGCACUGGUUUACUGCACUCCCACCUGUACUAACUUUCGAACUUUCCAGAUUUGAGUUUAAUCAAGCUUUGGGAAGGCCUGAGAAGAUUCAUCAUAAACUGGAAUUUCCAUCAGUCUUGUACAUGGACAGGUACAUGGAUAAAAAUCGGGAAAUAACCAGGAUCAAACGGGAAGAGAUCCGACGUCUGAAGGAACAUCUCACAGUACUGCAGCAGCGAUUGGAAAGGUAUUUAAGCUAUGGUUCUGGCCCCAAGCGCUUCCCACUGGCCGAUGUCCUCCAGUAUGCCUUAGAGUUUGCGUCCAGUAAGCCUGUGUGUACGUCACCAGUGGAAGAUGUUGAAACAGCUCCCCCCAACAGUACGACAGCACCACAAACAACAACAAGACUGGAAAGCCCGACGGAACAGGGACCAGUGGCACCUACAGACUCCCCUUGCACACCUCCUCUUCAGAGACCAAUUGUCCACAAGCCGUUCACGCAAUCCAGGGUCCCGCCGGAAAUCCCAAUGCACCCUGCACCACGGCACAUCACUGAGGACGAGCUGAGGGUAUUGGAAGGUUGUCUACAUCGAUGGAGAACGGAGGUGGAGAAUGACACCAGAGAUCUGCAGGAGAGCAUUGCUCGGCUUCACCGCACCAUCGACCUGAUGUACACGGACAAGACCAUGAUGCAAGUUCCUUACCGAUUGCAUGCCGUCUUGGUGCACGAGGGUCAGGCGAAUGCUGGACACUACUGGGCCUAUAUCCAUGAUCACCACCACGAGAAGUGGAUGAAAUAUAACGACAUUGCUGUUACCAAAUCCUCCUGGGAGGAGCUUGAACGAGACUCCUUUGGCGGCUACCGGAAUGCUAGUGCCUACUGCUUAAUGUACAUCAAUGACACAGACCGAUACUUGAUAGAAGAGGAGUUUGAUAAGGAAACUGGUCAGGCACUGACAGGAAUGAACACCCUGCCCUCGGAUUUGAAAGAAUAUGUCCGAGAGGACAAUCGGAAGUUUGAGAAGGAGUUGCAAGAAUGGGAUGCACAGCAGGAGAAAAAAGCCCAGCUGGAGAAGCUGGAAAUAGACACCACUCCAAGGGAAUCUGCUGCAGCACCUACCUCAGUGCACACAAAAGAGUUGAAAUACUUGGAACAGCCCACAGUGCACCAGCCCUCCAAAAUUUGUGAAGAGGACACAGCACGGAGCAUCUCCAAAACUGCCGCAGAGUGUGAAGACCAAGGCCCAGAGGCUGCACUGCAAGCGGGCUCUGCCAAAGCUUCCCUCAAACCAGGCCCCAGCCAGCGUGUGGUUGAGGUGGAGAUUCCUCAUAUAGGAAGGUUGGUCAUAGAAUCAGAGGAAGGCGGUUAUGAUGACGAGGUCAUGCUGACCCCAACCAUGCAAGCUAUAAUCAUGGCUAUAGGUAAAGCCAGGAAUGUAUAUGACAGACAUGGUCCUGAGGCGGGUUUCUUUAAGGCUUUCACGGCGGAGUACUCGCGUUUGGUGCGGCUGGCUCAGGAGGACACCACCCUGGACAAUGACAACCGACUGAAGCACGUGAUUGUCUACUUGCUUCACAACGAAGCGCCAAAGAAAAUCAUCGAGAGGACGCUGCUCGAGCAGUUUGCAGAUCGCAACCUCACUUUCGAUGAACGGUGUCGCAGUGUAAUGAAAAUUGCUCGGGCCAAGCUUGAAUUAAUCAAACCCAAGGAAGUCAACAUGGAGGAGUAUGAGAGGUGGCAUCAGGAAUACCGAAGGUUUCGAGAAACCACCGUUUGUAUAAUGAUCGGCCUGGAGCUGUUCCAGAGGAAAUGUUACAGUGAAGCUUUGAUUUAUCUUAUCCACGCAUACCAAUAUAACAAAGAGCUGCUGUCCAAAGGCAUGUACAGAGGGCACGAUGAAGAGCUGAUGUCACACUACAGGCGGGAGUGUUUGCUUAAACUGAACGAGCACGCGGCCUCUCUCUUUGAGUCAGGCGAUGACCAGGAAGUGGAGGAAGGACUCGCCAGGAUGAACGAGUUGGUCGUCCCCUGCCUCCCCUUGCUAUUGGUGGAUGAAAUGAAGGAGAAGGACAUUGUGGCAGUGGAGGACAUGAGGAACCGAUGGUGCUCUUAUCUGGGGCAGGAAAUGGAACCCAACCUACAAGAGAAGCUAACGGACUUCCUGCCAAAGUUGCUGGACUGCUCGACUGAGAUCAAGGCUUUCCGCGAACCGCCAAAACUACCUUCCUUCUCCACGCAUGAACUAUGUGAGCGCUACGCUCGUGUGAUGGCGUCUCUCAGUCGAACACCCGCCGACGGUAGAUGAAGAGCAAAGCAGGAAUCUUUUGUCGUCUUCUCGGGAGCACGCUGCAACCAACACAGGACUUCUGUUCAUUUUCCAGUUUUUUUUUGUUCUGAAAUAUGCCCCAUGCCGUCCUGUCACAGGGUUUGCUUGCUGCUAUUGGUUUUACCCAUUUUUACAAAAUAAAAGAAUUGAGUUAAUUGCAACCCAGACAUCCAUUUACCAUAAUGAACUUUCAUGGCUGUACCCGAGAGGACAGACCGCAUAAUGAUUCGGAUACAGCUUGAAGAAAAACAGGCAGAAGAGCAAGCGAGGGAAAACAGCGACUGAUGUACAAAGUAAGAGCUGAACUUCCUAAACGAUGAGGGAUGUCCCUCUCUCAAUUCUUGUCCCACCAAUUUUCUGUUACAGUGUUAAUAUACCAUGCGAUCAAUUACUUCACCAGAAUCACAGUUUCGUCUGCUGAGAUUUACCUUUCCAAGUUAUUCUUUUUGACGGUUGGAGAUAUUAGAGGCGUAGAUGCCACCCUUGUCAUCCCAUCCCCCUCUGGAAAAAUGGCAUCACAAGGCUUGUGAAGGAACUGAAAGAAUA